Molecule: messenger RNA, 843 nt
Organism: Amorphotheca resinae ATCC 22711
Lineage: Eukaryota; Fungi; Ascomycota; Leotiomycetes; Helotiales; Amorphothecaceae
Exons: 2
Coding region: 1-843 (280 amino acids)
Biological process (GO): protein localization to kinetochore; attachment of mitotic spindle microtubules to kinetochore; kinetochore assembly
Cellular component (GO): kinetochore
Source: RefSeq, a predicted model, not a curated record
AUGGCACGAUCGCACAAAGACGUCUUGGAGGAACUUCUGAAAUCUCAAAGCUCCAACGAAUUAUCCAUCCUGAAGCUCAGUGAACCAGUCUCUGGAUCUCUCAAGCAGAAUCAGGGCGAGCGAACAUCAGAUGUUUCAGCAGACGCUUUUGAGAACCCAACUCCAGCGAGCCUUGAAGCCGACCUGGCUCACUACAAGGAACUGUUCUCCAAGCUCCGCUUCUCUUACCUCGAACAAGUCACAAAGGAGAAAUUCAUACGCGCUAUUGUCGGCGACCCGCCCCUUGUAGUUGAACAUCAGGAGAAUGUCGAGCUUGAGGAAACCCUUGCUACCUCUAAAGCCGCGCUCAAAGCCCAGAAAACAGAAGUAGCGGAGCUGGUCGCAGAGCUAGAGAAGAAAGGUCGGGAGUUGUCGCGCAAGUACGAGUCUGUCCAGUUACAAACCACGCAACUUCAAGAAUUGCCAGAGAGGAUUGAAGGGCUCCAGUCCAGCAUAGCCGAGUUGAAAGCAACUCAACAACCAGGAUCGAAUCCCACACUGAAUUUACCGCUUGAGAAGACAUUGUCGUUGGUGGAAGAGCGGGAGAGGGAAAGAGAUGAGCUAGACAGGCAACUAAAACAGUUGCAAGUGCUGGUUCCUAGAAAAACCAAGGAACUGGAGAGGCUGAACGCUGAAUUACAGCCUUUGGAGGUGAAGAGGCUUGGGACCAUGGCUACAGCGCGAGAAGCGAAGAGGAGGAAAGAGGAAGCGCUAGGAGGCGUGGGAGAUGACUUGGAAGAGAGGGGAAGAUGGUGGAGGGGUAUCGAGAGCGGCCUGAAAGGAAUGCUGGGUGUCGAGAAUUGA